CCUCGGCAUCCCCGACUUACUCUGUUCAGUGCCGUCAUCGACGCAAGUCCGGGAUCAUAUAUCCUUACCACAGCAAGUCAGCAGCGGCGCUGAAUAACAGCUGAGACUCAAUCAUGGAAAACGCCGCCUCCGAUGAGCGACUUGUCAACGAAGAGUACAAGAUCUGGAAGAAGAACACUCCGUUCUUGUACGAUUUGGUUGUGACCAAGGCUCUGGAAUGGCCAUCGCUCACGUGCCAAUGGCUUCCGUACAAGCGAGAGAAGACUGCAGGCGAUUAUUCUGUCGAGAAACUUAUUCUUGGAACGCACACAUCUGAUGGAGAGCAGAAUCAUCUGAUGAUUGCCGAGGCUCGUAUUCCCAACGAUAACGCUGAGGUGGAUGGAACAAAAUAUCAAGAUCGCGAGGGAGCAGACGAUCAGGGAGGGUACAAAACGGGACAAUACGGCAAGAUUGAGGUUAUCCAAAAGAUCAAUCACGAUGGUGAAGUGAACCGCGCACGCUAUAUGCCUCAAAACCCUUUUAUCAUCGCGACAAAAACAAUUCAAUCAGAUUUGUUUAUAUUCGACACGUCUAGGCAUCAUUUCAAACCACCAGCUGACGGUAAGUGCACACCGCAGCUGCGGCUUCGUGGACAUAAGAAGGAAGGUUAUGGUGUAUCAUGGAGUCCUCGGGAACAAGGGAAGCUGAUAUCUGGUGCCGAGGACAAACUGAUCUGCCACUGGGAUAUUCAGUCUCCAAGCAUAAAAGGGGGCGGAUCACUAGAUCCGACCUGCAUCUACGAAGGGCAUACAGAUGUCGUGGAAGAUGUCGCAUGGCACGUCUUCCAUAGCAAUAUUUUCUCGUCCGUUGGCGAUGAUCGCAAGCUGCUUAUUUGGGAUACGCGGGAAAAGGAUCGCAAAAAGCCUCUCCACAAAAUCGACGCCCACAAAGGCGAGAUUAACUGUGUCAGCUUCAAUCCGUUUUCAGAAUUCGUGCUUGCGACCGGGUCAGCUGACCGAACCGUUGCACUGUGGGAUAUGAGGAAUCUGUCACUGAAGGUGCACUCUUUCGAAAACCAUGCGGAUGAAAUUCUGCAGGUCGAGUGGAGUCCUUUCAGUGAGGCCAUCUUAGCAUCUGGUAGCGCUGAUCGCCGUAUCAACAUGUGGAAUCUGGCGAAGAUUGGUGAGGAACAGGAUCCCGAGGACGCCGAAGAUGGUCCUCCUGAGCUGUUGUUUAUUCAUGGGGGGCACACGAAUAAGGUGUCUGACUUCUCAUGGAACAUGAACGAACCGUGGGUGGUUGCGUCUGUAGCUGAGGACAACAUACUCCAGAUCUGGUCGAUGGCAGAACAUAUCUAUGAAGAGGACGAUGGAGAGGAAAAGAAGGACAAGAUGGACACGGACAAGCCAAUGACAGACGUGGAAAAGAAGCUUCAUGACCAGGAAAAGCCCGUUGCUGAUGAAGAUCUUGAAUAAAUACGGCAAUAUGAAAGCUCUGCACCGCAGCUAUCAUUAGCAA
Molecule: messenger RNA, 1497 nt
Organism: Chondrus crispus (carragheen)
Lineage: Eukaryota; Rhodophyta; Florideophyceae; Gigartinales; Gigartinaceae
Product: chromatin assembly factor 1 55 kDa subunit
Exons: 6
Coding region: 114-1454 (446 amino acids)
Biological process (GO): regulation of gene expression
Cellular component (GO): nucleus
Molecular function (GO): histone binding
Source: RefSeq, a predicted model, not a curated record